Messenger RNA from Suillus plorans, 768 nucleotides. RefSeq lists its product as uncharacterized. The record is from RefSeq and is a predicted model, not a curated record. NCBI's taxonomy places the organism in Eukaryota, Fungi, Basidiomycota, Agaricomycetes, Boletales, Suillaceae. The transcript is spliced from 2 exons. The coding region runs from base 1 to 768 and encodes 255 amino acids.
AUGGCAGUAACGAAAAUCAUUUUCCUGGACAUUCUAACCGUUCUUCCAGUGCCUACUUCACCAAACACAUGGAAAGUUAGGCUUACGCUCAACUACAAAGAACUCGCCUACGGAACAAAAUGGGUCGAAACGACUGACAUCGAAUCCGUUUGCAAAUCACUCGGAAUACCACCUACAAGCAUGCUCCCAGACGGGACACCAAAAUAUACACUCCCAGCACUAAUUGAUAACACUUUCACCCCUCCUGCCGUGCUCUCAGACUCGAAUCCUAUAAUCGAGUACCUCGAGCGCACAUAUACAGACCCAGAUUCUUCUCGUGCAGUCUGUCCUCCUGCAAGCCGCUCCCUCCAUGCCAUCUUCGAAUAUCACGUUGCUCAGUCCAUAACGGCACAGUUGUUACCUGUCAUGGUCAUGCACAUGUACGACAAGAAGACCCCACGGGAUCGCAUCCACUUCCGUCGACGUACCGAAGCGGCAUUUGGGAAAAAACUCGAAGAUAUCGAGCUCAAGGGCAAAGAUCGCGAGGAACAGUGGAAUAAAAUUGAACGCGCGUUUGACCUGCUUGCAACAUCUAUGCGGGCAAGAAGUGGCGCAGGCGAAUUAUUCACGGGAUCAAAUCUAUCUUUAGCAGACUGUACCUUAGGAGGUCUUUUGCUAGCUUUGCGCUACGAUAGCCCGGACGAAGCUUGGAUGAAGGUAUCAUCUUGGAGCAAUGGGAAAUGGAUACGUUACAUGGCUGCAUUGUCGAAAUGGACAGCUGUAGAGUAA